AGCGUCGUCAACUCUGACGAUUGAGUAAUUAAAUUUACUCGCAAUUUCUUGGUAAAUCAUCAUGGAGAUAUGAACAAAGAGUUAGUAAUUACGUCAACUGACCGUCUUGAAACCAUUCGUUGAGAUACACAAGUUUUGGGAAAUUUGAAGGUCUUGAUAGUCCAGCCCUAAGCCCUGUCCGAUGAGGACAAGAAGACUUCAGCCACUUGAGACGUUACAACUAAGAAUGGCCUAGGCUAUGGCUGAGCCCAUGGCGCAAUCGUCAGAGAAACUACGAUUGGCUGCCAGCAAGGGACAAGUGGGUUACAUACGAGAGCUUGUCAAGGCCGGGGCUGAAUUCACACCGGACAAGUAUGGACGGACAGCCGUCCACUAUGCAGCCAACUAUGGUCAGAUUGAGGCUAUCAAGCUCUGCGUACAUCUCGGCUGUGAGCUGGACACUCAAGAUGUGUAUGGAUGCACCCCUUUACACCGAGCAGUGAUUGAUAACCACCAGGAUGCGAUCAAAGCAUUAUUGCUGGAGGGGUGUGCAGUAGACAGACAAGAUGAGAAUGGGAAUACAGCACUACAUGAAGCAGCAUGGACUGGAUAUGAUGAAAUAGUACACCUAUUGGUCAAGCAGGGGAAAGCAAAUUUACAUGCAGGAAAUAAGCAUGGUAACCGACCCCUUCACCAAUCAUGUCAGAACGGUCACAGUGAAACCACACGGAUACUCCUACGAGGUGGAUCCCAUCCAAGCAUCAAGAAUAACAAUGGUGAGAGUCCAUUACACACAGCUGCUCUGUUUGGUCACAUCACCUGCUGUAGGAUACUCAUCAGUGCAUCUAGCAACGUCAACACCACCAAUGCGGAGGGGAACACACCUCUUCAUGUUGUCUCUGGUCUUGGAAAGAAGAAGAUAUCCAAGAUAUUGAUAGAAGCCUCUACUGAUAUCAACAUCAAAAACAAUAAUGGAGAUACUGCAUUGGAGGUUGCGAGGAAGAACAACCACGCAGACGUUGUCAUGUUGCUGCUAGCAGCUAUGAAGUUACAGAAAAGCCAGUCGUCACGGCAGCAUCACCACCACCAUCAUCAUCGGAGCAAAUCACCACAUAAACCCCUCACCACUCACCAUGACAGAGAGACAUCAAAGCCAGAGACAGCUCAUCAUCGUAAACACGAUAAGCACACUGACAAAGUGGAUGGCGGGGAGCCUUCAGCGUCUCGUGUGAGAGGCAGGAGAGAACUUCGAAAUGAAGAGACGAAAGAAGAAGAUCCAGAACACGCAAAUAAAGGGGAAGUCAAGAAGCAUACCACCAAACAUUCUGCACAUGCUAAGAAGCCUGUAUCCAGUAUGCACAGAACACAUGAACCCACCGCUCAAAAAACACAUCAACCCACCACUCAGAAACAAGUUACAUUUGUUAAGGAUGAGUUGAGGAACAGACUAUUAUGGGAACAGCAACUCCACCACCAGAUACACAGGGUGCCAGACAAGGGUCGUCAUCACAAACACAAACAUCAUCAGAAGUGUCUGUACAGAGAUGACGGAGGUCAAGUGACCCAGGGAACAAUGAAGGAGACUUGCACCUGUUCAAUUUACAUCCACAAACUACAGAACCAAUUGGAGGCCAGCAAAGAGAAGAUGCUGUCUGAAAUAGAUACCACCAGGGCCCAGUUUGAGCACAAACUCAGUACGUUGGACAAGAAGCUCACCCAUCAGGGAACUUGCCUGGACCAGCUCAGUAAGGAGCGCGUGGCCGCCGAACGGACAGAAUGCCUGCAUCGGAUCGAUCGCCGUAUGCUUCAAGAGAGGGCGCUGUGGUCUGAGGAGUACGAGCGAAGGCUGAGCUAUGUGCGCGAUGAACUCCGGCGUUACUUCGAGGUCAGGUUAAAGACAGUUCAGGAGCAGCUGUCGGUGUAUUACCCACCGAAUGAGAGAAAACCUUUGCAUGGUAACCCUUCUGGUUUUGAUAGGAUCUCGGAAGGAACGGAGGAUUCUUCAGGCUCGGAUAAGGACCCACGAAACAGGUCCAAGUCGGGCAUGUCUGGACAUAGUGGGAGAUUAAUUCCGAGGAGGAAGCAGUCACCGAGUCCAAGUAGAAACAGUACUGCAGUCAGUGUGGACAGGAAUCUAAUCCCACCGAAUAACCUGAGGGUUAAUGGACCGGUUAAUCCACAAGUAUACCCAGGGAGAGACUAUCAACCACAAGGACCUGCCGUUGAUAACUGGGGGCGGUCACGGGCGGAAAGUCGUAACCCCACUCAGAGGGGUAGAAGAACGGGUAGUUUUACACGAGCUUUGCAUCGUAACGCAUCCUCAAGCCCUGAAUUGAGGGCGUAUGACAGCUCACAUAAGGAGCUCGUUUCGGCUACCUACAUCCCACCUAUCGCCCAUCCAGAUCUGCCACAGUCUUCCCAGCCGAGGGAACCAGAGAGCAAGGCUAUUGCCGCUAGCUUUAAUUUCGAGACGGAAUCAAGCGAGGACGAUUCGUCCAGUGAUAGCACAGUCCGUUCCCAACUUCAGUCCCGCCCUCAGAUCAUCUCAAACCACCCAGAGAAGCAGCCCCAAGGCUUGGGGAGUACAUAUUCCGAAGAAAAAGCUAUGUCCACGUCUGAUCGUCCGUUCCAGCGCCUCUCAAAAAUUGCGCUUGAGCAGAAAGCGCAGUACGAGAGUCUCCACAAAUCUCAUGAAACAAUGCACGAGUACGACGCAUCAUGGCAACAGCCCGAAGACGUUCAUAGCGGAACCUACGCACAGCUUACACACAGCUCAUUAACGCAGGAGAUGUACAACCUCCCAUCAGAUGCUUCCACAAAGUCUCUACCUCUGACGUCUUGCGACCAAACCUCCCCGGACAUAGUCUCCCAGUACUCUUCCAAAUACUCGCCGCAACAGUCCUGCGUAUCUAACUCGUCGUCGGGAGUCUCCUCCGGGGACGCGGCGACCACCUCCUCCCGGCGAUCGCGGAGAAAUCCAAUCGACGAUGUCCUGAUCAGAGCUCUAGCCAUGGAGAGGGAGAACAAUAAUGACAAACAGAGUAUCUCUCAAGAGCAGCCUAGGGUAGGAUACCCGGUGGUUGCUCAACAAUCUGUCUAUGUUAAGAAUUUUACACGGAUGGAAAUGGGGCCAUCAGGCGGUAUGCAGAAGACAUCAUCGAGGAAAACACAUGAACUUCAGAUAUGAGCUAAUCUCCAACUCUUAUCAUGCUGUCUCCAUCUUGGUCAUGUUCCUUGUAUCGAAUAACAAUAAUGAAUGCUAAUC
This is a messenger RNA of Asterias rubens (European starfish), 3244 nucleotides long. Its product is annotated as ankyrin repeat domain-containing protein 6-like. The transcript has 13 exons. Gene Ontology annotation, cellular component: cytoplasm; nucleus. The record is from RefSeq and is a predicted model, not a curated record. Lineage: Eukaryota; Metazoa; Echinodermata; Asteroidea; Forcipulatida; Asteriidae. Gene Ontology annotation, molecular function: protein binding. The coding region runs from base 239 to 3166 and encodes 975 amino acids.